Molecule: messenger RNA, 810 nt
Organism: Dendroctonus ponderosae (mountain pine beetle)
Lineage: Eukaryota; Metazoa; Arthropoda; Insecta; Coleoptera; Curculionidae
Gene: Mp20
Product: muscle-specific protein 20
Exons: 3
Coding region: 109-663 (184 amino acids)
Molecular function (GO): protein binding
Source: RefSeq, a predicted model, not a curated record
GUUGAUCGAAAAUCCGACCUCGUAUAUAAGCAAAACAAGUUGAUUUUCGCAUUCAGUUUAGUGUGGUGGUCAAAUUCGUUGGUUCACCUAAGCGCGAAACUCGCUAUCAUGUCUCUGGAACGUCAAGUCCAAGCCAAACUCGCUGCCAAGCGUGAUGUACAACAGGACAAGGAAGCCCAAGAAUGGAUCGAAUCCAUCUUGGGAGCCAAAUUCCCCCCAGGCCAGGCGUACGAAGAUGUCCUUAAGGACGGUACCAUCCUGUGCGAAGUAAUCAACAAACUUGCCCCCGGAUCCGUUAGCAAAAUCAACAAAUCUGGCGGACAGUUCAAAUUCAUGGAAAACAUCAACAACUUCCAGGCAGCAAUCAAAAAUUAUGGAGUAGCCGACAUCGAUGUUUUCCAAACAGUUGAUCUGUGGGAAAAGAAAGACAUUGCUGGUGUAACCAACACCUUGUUCGCUCUUGGUCGUCAAACCUACAGGCACUCUGAAUGGCCCGGACCAUGGCUGGGACCUAAACCAUCCGAAGAAAACAAACGUGACUUCAGCGAGGAACAAUUGAAGGCCGGACAGACCAUCAUCGGUCUCCAGGCUGGACAGAACAAAGGUGCCACCCAAGCCGGCCAAAAUAUCGGCGCUGGACGCAAAAUCAUCAUCGGAAAGUAGAUUUUCUAUUUUCUGGAAAGCCUUGUCCAGGUGGUAACUUGUAAGAACUAAAAGAAGAUGAAGGUGGAUAUUUGUUUUGUACCUUUUUAUUUAUGAUUACACUAAUGAUAUUAUACGUAUAAAAAAUAUAUGUAUAUUUUAACUAAG